AUGCCGACUACACCUCCACAGGAGUCGCACAAACUUCCAGUAGAGAUGAAUCUUCGUCUCCAACAAGAAAUCAGUCCUUCUCCUACCCUGUUAGGCAGUUCAUCUCUGCAUGCGAUGGAAAAGGAUCAUCUGCCUCCACAACCCAUCUGCCACAAAACUAUGUGUGUGGUGUGGACAUGUAAUUAUAUUUUUCAAUACAAUACAUCUGGUAGUAACAAACAGCAUGUGACCACAAAGAAUACUGCAAAGCUUGAUCGUGAGACUGAAGAACUGAAACACGAAACCAUUCCAUUGAACGUUGGCAAGUUGAUUCAGCAAGGGCGUCAAGCUAAAGGACUCAGACAGAAGGAUCUUGCUACAAAAAUCAAUGAGAAACCACAGUUUCUUGUAAGGAAGACAGUUGAUCCAUCAAGUCCUCUAGUGGCAACUGAGGUGGACUGGUCUCUAUUUGUUGAACCGGGCUGUCCUCCUGCAACGUCGAAGGAUUGUGAACCUCUGUUGUUAUCUGUUGCACUAACUGAGCAAAUUCUGGGGAUGGUGUGCUCAGUCUGCUCCCUUCUAGCCUCCAAGGAUAGAUUUCUGUUAAUAUCUGAUGUGUCUUCAUGGGAGACGCGAUUGGGAUGUCCUUUUGUAACGAUGCUGCCUGAGUUGAUGAAGAUGGUUGACCCUGGCCGACUUCCUGUAGCGUGCACUUCAUUUCUGGCGAGGCCUGUAUACAAUACAUCUGGUAGUAACAAACAGCAUGUGACCACAAAGAAUACUGCAAAGCUUGAUCGUGAGACUGAGGAACUGAAACACGAAACCAUUCCAUUGGACGUUGGCAAGUUGAUUCAGCAAGGGCGUCAAGCUAAAGGACUCAGACAGAAGGAUCUUGCUACAAAAAUCAAUGAGAAACCACAGGUGAUUACUGAUGAACGGAUUGCGAGCAAGAGGGUCAGCGUGUCGCGCGCGCCAGAAGAUAAAGUUUUCGUCACCGUAAUUUAUUACUCUGGAGCUGCCACAUUGAAGCACGAGUUUGAGAAUUUGUCAGUGAAAUACCUUCGCACCAAAUUGGACAGAGGAAGACUGAAAUAUUAG
Molecule: messenger RNA, 1077 nt
Organism: Acanthoscelides obtectus
Lineage: Eukaryota; Metazoa; Arthropoda; Insecta; Coleoptera; Chrysomelidae
Source: the annotation of a GenBank genome assembly